Drosophila eugracilis is the source of this 2752-nucleotide messenger RNA. It is a transcript of the gene Mcm10, whose product is annotated as protein MCM10 homolog. Gene Ontology annotation, cellular component: nucleus; replication fork protection complex. Gene Ontology annotation, biological process: DNA replication initiation; DNA replication. Lineage: Eukaryota; Metazoa; Arthropoda; Insecta; Diptera; Drosophilidae. The record is from RefSeq and is a predicted model, not a curated record. Gene Ontology annotation, molecular function: single-stranded DNA binding; DNA replication origin binding.
CAAAAGUAAUUUGUUUUUGCGCUCAUUUGGAAAAUCAUACGGGGAAAUUAAGAAAACACGUGAAAAUCUUAGAGUGAACCGGAGGAAAUGAGUCCCGCCAACAAAUCGCAAACAGACUUGAGCAUUGAAGAUGAAGAUGAAAUAUUGGCUUUGGAAAAACUGCUGGGCGCAGCGGAUGAUAAUGAUAAUGCCGACUCUGCAAAAUCGGAGAAACCAAAACCCAUACCGAGUUUGGCCAACGCAGUGCCAAAGUUACGGGAAGACAGCAGCUUCGCCGAUGCGUUUACCUUCGAGAAGACCGUGAAACCUUCGAAAGAGGAGAAAUUUAUAAUCAGCAAAGAACCAGAGCUAGACUCAUCCGACGACGAGGAAGUCAAAAACUUUCUGGAACGGAAGUACAACGAGUACGGCAGUGAUAUAAACAAGUGUCUGAAGAAUCAGAGAGAGACUGAACACGAGUCCAAGGUGGCGAGGGCGGUGGAUAAGGAGCUGAAAAAGACCACGCAAAUGGUAACUUCUACGCCACAACCCCUUAAGAAUCCGCACAAUCCUAUCCAUCGUAAAUCUACUGUAAGCAAUACGUUCAAACGGGCUCCACCUACUGGUGCCGCUGUAGCAUCCACUUCCCAGGCGACUGCUCCCAUCUCUGCUGUUUACACUGAUCCUGUGUUUGGACUGCGUAUGAUCAAUCCACUGAUCUCAAGCACACUUCUUCAGGAGCGUAUGGCGGGCCGUAAGGCGGUGCCCUUCUCCGGCGUUGCAUUUCACAUCGAGCGAGGUGACCUGGCCAAAGAUUGGGUUAUCGCCGGAGCUCUAGUUUCUAAGAAUCCCGUGAAGCAAACCAAGAAGGGGGAUUCAUAUUCCACUUGGAAGUUAUCUGACCUGAAAAGCGAGAUCAAAACAAUCUCUCUAUAUCUUUUUAAUGAUGCCCACAAAUCCCUGUGGAAGACAACGGAGGGAUUAUGCCUUGCUGUUUUGAAUCCAUCUUUUUUCGAAAGGAGAGCGGGUAGUUCUGAUGUGGCUUGCCUAUCAAUUGACAGCUCUCAGAAAGUAAUGAUCUUGGGUCAAUCCAAGGAUCUCGGCACUUGUCGGGCCACAAAGAAAAAUGGUGACAAGUGCACGUCGGUGGUUAAUCUAACCGAAUGUGAUUAUUGCAUCUAUCAUGUCAAGCAGGAAUAUGGCAAAAUGUCCCGGCGUUCAGAACUUCAAUCAGCGACAGCAGGUCGUGGUAUUAAUGACCUAAGGAAUAAGGUGUUGGGCAAAAACGAAGUCUUCUAUGGCGGUCAAACUUUCACUGCAGUUCCCGCCAAGAAAAGCGCCAAGCUGAUCUCCAAGGAACGCGAUCGUCUAAGCAAGCUGGCUGGCUAUGAUGUUUCGCCGUUCGCCCAUACCGUUGAUCACGCCGCUAAGCCCAAGACUGCUGAAGCUCCUAUAAUUCCAUAUGCAGAGCGAGGUGGUCCUGUUUCUCGUUUGGCAGGUGGUGUGGAGGCGUCUAGAAAACAGAGGAUGCAGGAUUUGGAGCGAUUGCGCCAGCUUAAAGCUGAAAAUGAGCGUUUCGAGAAGGAUAAGCAGGCAAAGGGUCAUGUUUUAGGAAGCGAAAACAAAAAAGAACACGAUGCAACCUCUUCCACUGCCAGCAUGCCAACCACACCUGUACCGGACAAGUUCAAGAAUCGUGGUUUCUCGUUUGAUGCAAGUUUGACACCUAAACUUUCCGGUAGCGAAAACUUUUCCUUUGAGGUAAAUGUUGGCGCCCGCCAGGCACAAAGUGCCAAAAUGAGAGCAGCCGCUUUGCUAAAGAAGAAACCUCUGGAGAAAGUCAAUCCAAACUCUAUCAGAGGCAGUGUCACUGGUAAGAGAAGAGCCAUAGAUGAGCUGAAUGAAAAGUUCUCCAGUAGCGCCAAGCGCCAGAAAAUAGAGGAAGAUGAUCGGGAAAUGAUGCGCAAAUCUAGAAUAGAGAAAAUCAUGGCAGCCACCUCGUCCCAUACGGAUCUGGUGGAGAUGAAAGAGCGCGAGGCGCAGGAAGAGUACUUCAACAAGCUGGAACGCAAGGAGGCUAUGGAAGAAAAGAUGCUGGGCACCUACAAGAUGCCAUGCAAGGCAGUCAUUUGCCAGGUGUGCAAGUACACAGCCUUCUCCGCUGCCGAUCGUUGCAAGGAGGAGAAGCACCCCUUUAAGGUGGUCGAUGCCGAAAAGCGAUUCUUCCAGUGCAAAGACUGCGGGAAUCGUACAACCACAGUAUUCAAGUUGCCCAAGCAAAGCUGUAAGAAUUGCAAGGGCUCCCGGUGGGAAAGAGCGGCCAUGAUCCGAGAGAAGAAGGUCAUGACUGGUAGGGAAUCUUUGUCCAUCCGAGGAGAUGAGGAAACGUUCAUUGGCAGCCUGGCAGGCAGUGCUAAUCUGAACUUGCUUGUUCCCGACGAGGAGUGAGAAAAAGAAAUCUCCGUUCGCUGUUAUAUUUGGUUUGUUUUAUUUUUUAAUAUAUAUAUAUAUUUAAAAGUUAAAUAGCAUAUGCAGUACAUACAAAUAUUUACAGUCCUCUGGUUGUUCGCUUUUUGGCUUAUAAAAAGUAUUCAUCGCGUUAUAUAUAAAUAAGUACAAAGGUUCUUCGAUACCUAAAGAUCUUAAGUGCCUGUAAGAUUGUUAGUGCAGGUUUUAGUAUUUAGAGUUGUACCCGGUGUACUCACUGAUUUAGUAUGAAUGUUAAUCUUAUGAUUGUAUGACUUAUGAUUUAAAUAAACGAAAUCUUAGAUUA